This is a messenger RNA of Ipomoea nil (Japanese morning glory), 1282 nucleotides long. Its product is annotated as heme oxygenase 1, chloroplastic-like. The coding region runs from base 234 to 1073 and encodes 279 amino acids. The transcript is spliced from 4 exons. The record is from RefSeq and is a predicted model, not a curated record. NCBI's taxonomy places the organism in Eukaryota, Viridiplantae, Streptophyta, Magnoliopsida, Solanales, Convolvulaceae. Gene Ontology annotation, molecular function: heme oxygenase (decyclizing) activity. Gene Ontology annotation, biological process: phytochromobilin biosynthetic process; heme oxidation.
UUUUCUAUGGCAUAUUGGCUUGUUACUUGUUGGUCUCAUUGUCUUCAAGAAAACUCCAGGCCUCGAAAGCAAAUAACCAAGUACGAGUGUACGAUUACGGAGUAGAAGCAAAGAAUUCAAGAAAUAUUCAGCAACCAUUUCAAUUUCAUUUCCACAGUGGAGAAGAAGGUUAACCCGUCAUUUACGCUCUAAGUCUGAAUAUUCGAUUGGAGAAUCUUGCUUUUGAUGAUCUAAUGGCUGCUUCUAUAUCACCCUUAUCUCAAUCCCAGCGUUUUCUAGUGAACACCCGUUUGGCUGUACUGAAAAAGCCGCAAACCCAGUUUUUCUCAGUACCCAUUCAAGGAAUCCCUCAAAGCUCAUGGCUUUCUGCGAGAAAAUCCAAGAUGGUUGUGGUUGUGGCUACAACCACCGCAGAGAAGGCGAAAAAGAGGUACCCUGGGGAGGCUAAAGGGUUUGUGGAGGAGAUGAGGUUUGUAGCUAUGAAGCUGCACACUAGGGACCAGGCUAGGGAGGGGGAGAAGGAGACUGAAGGCCAGCCUCUGGCUAAGUGGGAGCCAACUGUUGAAGGGUACCUGAAAUUCUUGGUGGAUAGCAAAUUGGUUUAUGAUACUUUGGAGAAUAUUGUGGAAAAAGCUCCUUUUCCUGAAUAUGCUGAGUUCAGGAACACGGGAUUAGAAAGGUCGGAGAGCCUGGCUAAAGAUUUGGAAUGGUUUAGGCAGCAAGGUUAUGCCAUCCCGGAACCUUCAACUCCCGGUGUCAGCUAUGCUCGUUAUCUUGAAGAGCUGGCUGAAAAGGAUCCUCAGGCGUUCAUUUGCCACUUUUAUAACACAUACUUUGCACAUACGGCUGGCGGUCGCAUGAUUGGGAGAAAGGUGUCUGAAAUGAUACUCGACAACAAAGAGCUGGAGUUCUAUAAAUGGGAUGGCGACGUUAAACAACUGCUGCAGAAUGUUAAGGACAAGCUGAAUAAAGUUACCGAAAGCUGGACUAGAGAGGAGAAGAACCAUUGCUUGGAAGAGACCGAGAAGUCAUUCAAGUAUUCCGGGGAUAUUCUCCGCUUGAUACUGUCAUAAUGCAUGGCCAUUAAGCUUUGGGCUAUUGUGCAUAAACUUUGUUUGAGUCUUACAUACAUUAUCGAUCAAUGCUAUACCUCUGAUCAAACCCGCCAUUUGAAUGAUCCCAGGUGAAAUUGUCUCAUUUGUAAUAUGUAAGAUCAGAAACAUGUAUGGCACAGGUUUGUGUGGUCCUGGUUUUGUUGUUGUUCAUUCUGGUGUUACUUGGA